GUUACCUGUUUAUAUCGUAUCUAAAUAAAAUCUUUAGAAAACAUAAAAUAUUGUAGUUCAACAGAUUAGCUUAAUUUGGAAGUGUUCAGCUUUAAUCACAAUUAAAUACAUCUAAAAUACAAUUUUACCUUCAGAACCAUGACUCAGCAAGAACGACCCACCUCGAUGAAGUCAUUAUCCAUCGAGAAAUACUGUAAGCCAGAUGAAUAUCAGAUUCUUGACCUUCCAGUACCAAAAAUCAGUGGACCAAAGGAUGUACUCAUCAAGGUCAAUGCUGCAUCUAUAAAUCCAAUUGAUGUGAAGAUUGCCUCAGGAAUGGCCAAAAUGAUUUGGCCACAAACUUUUCCGUACAAAAUCGGCUUAGACGUUUCUGGCAUAAUCGUUGAUAUAAGUCCGGAAGCACUUGCUUUGAAUCCUGAUCUGAAGCACGGAACUGAAGUGUUCUCACGUGUUCCAGAGCAUUGUCAUGGUACUGUAGCCGAAUAUGCUCUAUCUACCGUAUCUGCAACAUUUCCAAUACCACGAACACUAUCACACAUUGAGUCAGCGUCGAUACCACUUGCAUCGCUCACUUCACUGCAAGUACUAGAUCGAGCAGAUGCGGCUCUUGAUGGUGGAUUGAAAGGAAAAACUGUGUUUAUCCCAGGUGGGCUCGCUGGCACAAGUAGUAUGGCAAUACAGUUGGCUAAAAAUGUGUUCAAGGUUGGAAAAAUCAUAACAACUGUUUCAACCGCAAAAGUUUCUAAGGUUGAGGAACUGCUUGGAAAAAAUGUCGUUGAUCAGAUCAUCGAUUAUACAAAGGAGGAUCCUGCAGGAGUGAUUCCGAGUGGGUCGGUCGACUUUAUGUUUGACACUAUGGGCCAGGCCACAGCUUUACUGAAGAUUUUAAAAAAAGGGGCAGUUAUCGUCAGCGUCAGUGGUAUCCCAUUCGGUCCGGAUCUCAAGAAAAGAACACCUGAUCUACCAAUGCACGUUGGAGGUCUUCUGGGUUUUCUUGGUGGGAUCACAAAGUUCAGAGCCUGGUGUCAUGGUGCUUCAUAUUCUUAUUUGUUUAUGGAGCCCAAGGCAUCAGAUCUGGCUAGACUUAGCCAAUAUAUCGAUGACGGGAAGCUUAAACCUGUUGUUGGUAGAGUAGCUAAGUUUGAAAAUUUACAGGAAGUUAGAGCGGGUUGUCAGGAAGUAUAUAGUGGGAAAGGGGGUAUUGGGAAAUUUGUUAUUGAAGUUAAAAAUAAUUAAAAAAUGGCAAAUAAGUAAAAGAAAAUAUUUUUAUAUGGGCACAAGGCACAAGGGAUCAAAUAAAACCAGAUUGAAAUAAAAACGAAUUUUUUAUGGUUUCCAGUA
This is a messenger RNA of Bradysia coprophila, 1341 nucleotides long. RefSeq lists its product as uncharacterized. Lineage: Eukaryota; Metazoa; Arthropoda; Insecta; Diptera; Sciaridae. Gene Ontology annotation, molecular function: oxidoreductase activity. The record is from RefSeq and is a predicted model, not a curated record. Gene Ontology annotation, cellular component: mitochondrion.